Molecule: messenger RNA, 901 nt
Organism: Saccostrea cuccullata (small rock oyster)
Lineage: Eukaryota; Metazoa; Mollusca; Bivalvia; Ostreida; Ostreidae
Exons: 3
Coding region: 97-651 (184 amino acids)
Source: RefSeq, a predicted model, not a curated record
CAAACCAAGCGUAUCCUAACGUGCAAGAGAAAUGAUCGGCGGCAGGGGCCAGUCCAGGGAUUGACACAUCACUGAGCUAGGCUUCUGCACAGAAGCAUGGCGAACUCUCUGAUCUGUCUGGUCUUGGUUAUGUCUGUGUACUUCCUGGGGUCCAUAGAAUGUUCUUGUAAAAUGUACACGGAAGGAGCAGAAGGGUAUAACGUGGUGAGAGAUGACAAAGGAGUGAAGUUAUGUAUUUACGUGGACGAGGCUGGGAGAAGUGUGGAGAUAAAAGUUAAUAGUACUCACCGCCACCCCACAGACUGCGAGGACUGCACCUGUCAGCCCUCGGGGGACCUACACUGCUGUAUGUAUGGAGUUAAGGCUGGUAAAAUAUUAUAUCCCUCGACCUGUACACUAGUUAAAGUCGGCAACUGUGAUCACAAACUUGUUUUAAAAUCUGACGAGAAAACCCCCUGCCUACAGGGACCAAUUUACCCUCCCUCUACAACAGUAUCGGUUCAUUCCGAUACCCAAGUCUCCAAUCAAAGCACUCCCACAGGUUUACAACGAGAUCCGAAAUCACAAGGAGGGGGCGGGGCAGCGGAGUCCCUCAGGUGUUUCCCGCCAUUUGUGUUGCUUUUUGGUAUUAUGUCUGUAAUUUUGUAUUAGAUUUCUUUUUACUUCUGUAUUGUAAUUGAUAAAUUUUGUUCGCUUUUUUUAAAUCUAUGAUACAGAUGCAUUCGAUUUUGAUAAUGUUUUUGAAUAAAUAUGUAUAGUUUUUUAAUGUUUAAAAGACAUAAAAUAUGAACAAAAUCUUUAGUUUGUAUACUUAUAUUUAGGAAAAUAUACACAUAAUUCUAAUUUUUGUUGAAAGGAAAAAUGAUAAUUUUUUUAUUAGAUUUGAAUGAUGGUUUUAUCA